This is a messenger RNA of Leopardus geoffroyi (Geoffroy's cat), 1959 nucleotides long. It is a transcript of the gene HORMAD2, whose product is annotated as HORMA domain containing 2. The coding region runs from base 156 to 1076 and encodes 306 amino acids. The record is from RefSeq and is a predicted model, not a curated record. NCBI's taxonomy places the organism in Eukaryota, Metazoa, Chordata, Mammalia, Carnivora, Felidae. The transcript is spliced from 11 exons.
GUCUCUCGCCCCACCCAGAAAGGCGUCGUUGACUAUUCAUGAGCCCGAAAGGGUUUGGGCUCGAAAAGGCCGUUGGGCAUCCUUCUGAGAGAUCUGAGAGAGACCUCGAGGAGCUGAGGUUUGACUUGUUAAAAGAAUCUUGAUACAUUACUACAAUGGCCACUGCUCAGCUCUCUCGCUCUAUCAAAAUUCACAAAGCAUCUAAGGAAACAGUUUUUCCAUCCCAAAUCACUAAUGAGCAUGAGUCAUUGAUAAUGGUGAAGAAACUUUUUGCUACUUCUAUCUCAUGUAUAACAUAUCUAAGGGGCCUGUUUCCAGAGAGCUCUUAUGGAGAACGCCAUUUGGAUGACCUCAGUUUAAAAAUACUUCGAGAAGAUAAAAAAUGUCCGGGGUCACUGCAUAUUAUCAAAUGGAUUCAAGGCUGUUUUGAUGCUUUGGAAAAGAGAUACCUACACAUGGCAGUACUUACACUUUACACAAAUCCCAAGGAACCUGAGAAAGUGACUGAAAUAUACCAGUUCAAAUUCAAAUACACAAAAGAAGGAGCCACUAUGGAUUUUGACAGUAGUAGUACAAGCUUCGAAAGUGGGACAAAUAGUGAAGAUGUUAAGAAAGCCAGUAUUCUACUGAUCCGCAAAUUGUACAUACUAAUGCAGAACCUUGGACCCCUUCCUAAUGAUGUUAUACUUACUAUGAAACUCCACUACUAUAAUGCAGUGACUCCUCAUGAUUACCAACCCCCUGGUUUUAAAGAAGGGGUAAAUUCACACUUCCUGCUGUUUGAGGGGGAGCCUGUAAACCUGCAAGUGGGAUUGGUCUCCACUGGCUUUCAUAGCAUGAAAGUAAAAGUCACAACUGAGGCCACCAGAGUGUCUGAUUUGAAGAACAAUCUCUUUCAGGAGAACAGCACAACUGAGAUUGCCCAUCAGGGUCUAGACUUUGAUGAGGAAGAAGAAGAAUGCAGCAAUCAUACUCAAAGAAUGAAUUUUGUGUACAGUCAGCAAAGUUCUCAGAGCUCCAGGAAGAAGAGGAAGGUCAGCGAACCGGUGAAAGUCUUCAUCCCUGACAGAAAAUGAAAGUUAGAUACCUUCACUGCGUUUAUUCUAAAAUAAUUUUAUUUUACAACAAACAUGCAUGAAGUGUCUUAAUAGGAAAAUAAGUUCCUGUCACCAAAAUCUUUUACUAAAUUUGUUGCUCAACUUUUUUAGUCAAUUUACUAAGUGCUAACUUACUGAGUAGAGUAUGGGUUCACUUUGCCACAAGAAAACAAGGUUACUGGGGCUGCCUUGGGAUAACAUUACUUUAAGGCUGAGUUAGAGACAAGACAGCCUUUAUAUUUGUAAAAGAACCACAGCAGCUAUUUUGAAAAGACAUAAGCUGUUGUUCUCAAAGGAAGGAGGGUUUUCUUUGCAUAACUAAACUCCCCAGGUAUUUAGACUACUGUGAAAUGUUGUAACUUGUUGUAACCUGUGUACUGGAACCCUCUAUAGCUUUAUUAGAAUUCCCACAGACUUGCAUGGAUGUAUGUGGUGGUGCUUAUGCAGGUGUGAUUUUUAUGUUAACUUCAAUCACGAGAUUGAUCAGCCAAGUGUUGGACCAAAGUGUACUCUCCCUGUAAAUUUCCUCAAAUCUGGCCCGAUGCCCUGCUCUGUUGGCCAACCUGAGACAGGCAAUAGGCUGCAAUGCAGAAGACUGGCUCCCUUCUUAAGGCCCACAUUGAAUGCUUCCCAACAAACACUUCAGUUUAUCAGUCUGUAACCUGCAGACUGUUCAUUCCCUCAUUCUGAGGGAAUUUUGACAGACUUAAUGAUUAGUAUUAGAUGAAUAAUAAGUGACUGAAAGUGUUUUUAUUAUUUAGUAACAUGCAGUUUAAUAACUUAAUUUAAAUGGAUAGGACUUCAAUAAGCUAAAUGUUGAAUAUGUGUGCUUUCCAGUUAAAUAAAACCAAAAUGCACAGUA